Messenger RNA from Adineta steineri, 1011 nucleotides. Lineage: Eukaryota; Metazoa; Rotifera; Eurotatoria; Adinetida; Adinetidae. The record is from the annotation of a GenBank genome assembly.
AUGGCAGCAAAUGACCAAAAUAGUCCUAUAAUUAAAGAAACUGAUAAAGAGCAAUUUCAAACGGUGGAGCAAAUUGAAGCUCGUAUAUCAAGUACCAAUGCUAAAAACAACCACACGUUAUAUGAUUCAGUUCAUCAAAAUCAUUAUUAUAAUGGCAAUGUUACUAAUGAUAUUUAUCAAAAUAAUUAUUCGUCAUCUCACAGUAUAGGAAGAGCUAAUGACUCUAUUGAUAAUGUGAUAGUUUAUACAAAGACUGCAAAAGAAACGAACGAAUAUCUUAAUAAAAUAGCCAAAGAUAUUCAUCCGAUUUCUAAGACACAAAUUAUUCGAGAAGUAAUGCCUCAAAGUAAAGCAACAAAUGAACAAUUAGUUUCUAUUCGAUUUUUGAAACCACCAGAUCUUCCACCACCAGGACCACUCAUUAUUAAAGAAGUGCGUGCACCACAGCCACCAACACCUCCACCAAUUAUCAUACAUGAAUGUCCAUCACCUCCUCCUACACCACCUCCACUUAUCUUACGUGAACGACCACCGACACCACCAGAACCUAUUCCCACUGAAACAGUUACUCAUUAUCUACCUCCUACACCUCCUCGACCACGAUCAGUUAUCAUCAAACGCUAUCCAGCUCUUCCAGAAAAACAACGUAAAAUUAUUAUUGAACGAUGGAUUCCCUACGAACGUCAACCUGAGCGUCAAGUAAUUGUACAUCCGGCGCAGGCUCCUUGUCCUAUUAAAUAUCCACAACCAUACUAUAAAACUAAUCCAUAUGGAACUCCUGACGCACAUAUAGCACGCCGCUUUGAAGAACUUGUUGGUCGAGAUUAUCUUGUCUCAUAUAGAAGUCGUUAUGGGUCAUCAUUCUUAGUUUCACCGACACCUUCUCAACGAGAUCGUGAUGCUGGCAUUUUUGAAAAUUCUCCUUCUAUAUCAUCACUUCCAGGAUACCGCACUUGUCCAUGCGGGAAGUCUCGGCCGUCAUCGGCGAGUUCAAUUCAUCAAUUCAGGUGA